AUGGACAUCAGUGAAAACGAAUGUCUGAGCCGUCAGAGGCUCCUCUGUGUCCUCAGGAUAAGGACACAGGCGGUGCUGGGCCAACAGGCCCGCCCACAGCCCUGCUCACGCCAAGGGGUAAAGGGAGGUUUGCCGGCCGUGUCCCCUCGGGGGCCUCAGCUCCUCGUACUAACGGGUGCGGGGCGCAGGGCAGGGUGCGGCGUCCGUGGGCCAAACACCCCAGACAGGGGCGCCGGGUGGAGGGAGGCACCCUGCCGGCCCCGUCCGGGCCGCGGGGGCCAUGGGAGGAAGGAGGACCGAUCGCCAGGUGGGGAAGCUGCCGCCCGCCUUCGGCAGCGCGAGGCGACGGCCUUGCUCACGUCUGCUCAGGUGAACGUGUCCUUCUCGCUGUCCCUGGAGCUGCUCUCCUAUCAGAAGCUCCCGGCGGACCAGAUGCUGCCCGGGGUGGACGUUCGGCGGCAUGCCAACGGAGAGAAGGAGAUGGUGUUCGCUCAGAACCUGCUCCUGGAGUCCGCCGACCAGCCCGCUCAGGUGGUGCCCCUGAAGGCCACCGUGGCCGUGCCCGAGCUGCAGCUCUCCACCAGCUGGGUGGACUUCGGGACCUGCUUUGUGAACCAGGCACGGGUCCGGGAGGUCUACCUCAUGAACCUGAGUGGCUGGGUUGUGCCUAUGGGUCGUGGAACUGAGACCCGAGCAGAGCUGAAAUCUAUCUCGGCCUGCCCCAGCUAG
This is a messenger RNA of Felis catus (domestic cat), 729 nucleotides long. Its product is annotated as deleted in lung and esophageal cancer protein 1-like. NCBI's taxonomy places the organism in Eukaryota, Metazoa, Chordata, Mammalia, Carnivora, Felidae. The coding region runs from base 1 to 729 and encodes 242 amino acids. Gene Ontology annotation, biological process: negative regulation of cell population proliferation. The transcript has 4 exons. The record is from RefSeq and is a predicted model, not a curated record.